Amphimedon queenslandica is the source of this 637-nucleotide messenger RNA. RefSeq names its product serine/threonine-protein kinase Chk1-like. The record is from RefSeq and is a predicted model, not a curated record. The transcript has 6 exons. Gene Ontology annotation, biological process: intracellular signal transduction; protein phosphorylation. Gene Ontology annotation, molecular function: protein serine/threonine kinase activity; ATP binding. Gene Ontology annotation, cellular component: cytoplasm. Bases 258 to 572 code for a protein of 104 amino acids. NCBI's taxonomy places the organism in Eukaryota, Metazoa, Porifera, Demospongiae, Haplosclerida, Niphatidae.
UCCCUGGUCCCGUAUCUAGAUCAGAUUUAUGCGCAUGGCAUGGGGUAACUAACAAACAUGGCCGACGAGAAGAAGGGAGUUGCUAUCUUGUCUCCCUCGGAAAGCAUAGAUAAUAGAGUAUAUUAUAAUAGAGUAUAUCUGUACUCUAAUAUCUAUGCGGAAAGGCUAUUCGUGGAAGGGUGGGAAUUUAUGCAGACAUUAGGAGAGGGAGCGUAUGGAGAAGUUAAGCUGGCUGUAAAUGUGUGGCUGUUAAAAUAAUGCACUUGGAUGGAGAUAACGCGUUGACUCUUGACUGCCUUAAAAAAGAAAUAUGUAUAAUGAAGAUGCUGAGACAUGAUAAUGUAGUGAGGUUCUUUGGGGAGAGAGCCUGUGGUAAGAUACACUACCUCUUCUUAGAAUAUGUGGAUGGAGGAGAACUCUUUGAUAGGAUUGAGCCUCAUCAUGGUAUGGAGCCAGGCUUAGCUCAGCAUUUUUUCCUCCAACUUCUUCAAGGAUUGGAGUAUCUUCAUUCACGAGGAGUAGCUCAUCGUGACAAAAAACCAGAAAAUAUACUAUUGGAUGGAUAUGGUUAACAAGUCAUGUUCUCGGUCAAGCUGAUGUCUCUGUCUUGCUAUUUUAAGCAUACUGGCAAGGUCAA